This is a messenger RNA of Silurus meridionalis, 1059 nucleotides long. Its product is annotated as odorant receptor 131-2-like. Gene Ontology annotation, molecular function: G protein-coupled receptor activity. The record is from RefSeq and is a predicted model, not a curated record. Lineage: Eukaryota; Metazoa; Chordata; Actinopteri; Siluriformes; Siluridae. The transcript has 2 exons. Gene Ontology annotation, biological process: G protein-coupled receptor signaling pathway. Bases 1 to 807 code for a protein of 268 amino acids. Gene Ontology annotation, cellular component: membrane.
AUGGAGAAGGUCAGAACUCCAAUUUUUUACACUGACCCAAGAUAUAUCCUUUAUAUUCACCUAGUUAUCAAUGACAUGAUUAUGCUUUUUGUAUCAGUCACUAUGCAAGUUGUUAUGUAUUCUGUACCACUUAUCAAUGUUACAAUAUGCUGUUUUCUCCUUCUUUUGGGCUUUGUAACCUCAGACAACACAGCACUGAAUCUUGCUGGAAUGGCCUUGGAACGUUACAUUGCCAUUUGCAAGCCACUGCAUUACUCUCAGCUCUGCACAGUGAGAAGAACCUACAUCUGCAUUAAUUUGAUAUGGCUUCUUUCUAUUGUAAUUGCACUUACAGACAUCAUAAUUGCUUUACUGAAACAACCCAUAGGUUUUUUCCUGACAUCAACUAUGUGCUAUAGCAAGAACAUUUAUAACUCUAAUGAGCACCUCAUCAAAGCAAUAUUUAAACAGUCAAUAUAUUUUACGAGUGUAUGGAUUACGCUAGUUUUUACUUACAUCAAGAUUUUUCAGGCAGCUAAUGCUGCAACUAUUGAUCAGAGUAAGGCAAGAAAAGCUCAGAACACUAUCCUACUACAUGGCAUACAGCUCCUUCUCUGUAUGCUUUCUUAUAUCACACCACUUAUGACAUAUUUUUUCUUAGAAUUGUUCCCUAAAUAUAGAAGUACAUUUAUGUUUAUCUUUUAUAUAAUAUCUAAUGUAAUUCCAAGACUACUCAGUCCUCUUAUUUAUGGAGUCCGUGAUCAAAAAAUGUUUAAAUAUGUCAGCAAAUUUUUGACAUUUAGGCAGUUUAGCACGUCUAAGACUUAGCAGUUUUAGUUUAUGUCAAGCCAAAUAAUAUAAUUUACCAUGAAAUAUCUUACUGUUGAGAUAAAGCCUACUGCUGAGAUAAAGCCCCUUAAGGGUUGUGGUAUAUGAUUGAAUUUUGGAAGUCUAACUACUGCUUACUAUAUAAUCAUAUUUAAUUGAAUUUGCAUAUAUGGCACUUGACCAAGUCUAGUUUGUAUAAAACAUGUAUAUAGCAGGUUUCUACUACAGAAUAAUAUGAUUUGUUUCUGAACA